Spodoptera littoralis (African cotton leafworm) is the source of this 600-nucleotide messenger RNA. Lineage: Eukaryota; Metazoa; Arthropoda; Insecta; Lepidoptera; Noctuidae. The record is from the annotation of a GenBank genome assembly.
AUGACCUCGUCACCAAGAUUCAAGCAUUUGGAGAGUGGACCAAAACGAUCUCCUGUAGAAAUAAAGGAGAAAAUGAGGAAGAAUUACAAAAAUAAAAUUCAAAACUGCCGUGUUAUGCUGUUGGAUAAACUGAGAGGGUCCCUAAUAGAGGAAGAUUUAUGCACUGCCCUAACAGAUAUAUACAAAUCUAUGUUUAAUUUCUGUGAUGAAAUUAUCAGUGAUGAAGAAUAUGAGCUUAUGGAGGAACUCAAAAAUGAACUGGUGCAAGAAGAGUUAGAGUGGUGCAUCAAAGAGUAUGAAAAAAGCCAGCAGGAAAAUGUUGAUUGGUCUUUAGUAGAAGAAGAUAAUAAUGUCAUAUGUCCUGUGUGCCAGAAAACCAAUCUUCAGCUUCAAAGUGAACAUCUGACCUGUUCCAACUGCAAGAGCAAUAUAAAGACGAAACUCUCACUUCCCAAUAUUAAAAAAUCUCUUUUAACUUCUUUGGAAGCACAUAAUGCUUCAUGUAACAGUGAUGUGCAAUUUGGUUUAGUUUCAGAAGAAAAUGAAAGUCAUAUUUACCUUAUUUGUGAAAGUUGUUCUGAAAUGAAAUUAAUAAUAUAA